AGUCAUAUACAUUUUCUUUUUUAGAAUAUAAUGAUAUGUAACCGUGUCUUAGUUGAUGAACUUGGUAGAAGUCAAUUAGUGAAAUUAUUUUCAGUUUGGAACAUUAGAAAAUGUUGUUAUGUUGCCUUUCAAAUCUUAUUGCUUUGUUAGCUAUUUUAAUGUUGAUGGUUCAAAUAAGCAUUAAAUAAUAUUAAUGGUAAAAAAAAUGCAACUUAUGUAUUUAAUUUACACAGAAUCAGUGCCAAAAAAUGAAGAAAUUAUUUAUUAUUUACCACUCGGUUUAGAAAUAAUUGAUAAUUUUAUUACAGAUAAGCAAGAAAUUUUUUUGCUUAAUUUUUUAAAUGAACAAUGGAUAAAUUCAAGUUGUAUGAAAAAUCGACAAGUGAAACAUUAUGGUUAUGAAUUUGAUUAUGAUAACAAUGGUGUUAAACAGAAUAGUUAUUGUGAUCCUAUUCCAAAAGAGCUUGAAUUUGUGUUAAAUAUCAUUAUUUUAAAAUUAAAUUGGUAUCCAAAUCAGAUAACAAUUAAUCGUUAUUUACCUGAACAGGGUAUUCCUAGUCAUAUAGAUAUUAGGGGAGUAUUUGAUGAUUAUAUUCUUUCUUUAUCAUUGGAUUCUGAUGUGGUAAUGGAAUAUAAAAAUGAUAUGAAUCAUUGUAGUACAUCAUUAAAAUCUAAAUCUUUAUUAAUGUCUGGUGAAUGUAGAAAUUAUUGGACACAUGAAUAAACAAAAUUUGUAUCAAAUACUGGAAUUUGAUAAAACAUCAUCUCACGAAACAAUUAAAGAAAAUUAUAAAAAUUUAUCCAGAUAAAACUGUAAUACAAUUAUCAAAUACUGAAUGUUGCUUAGAAUAUACUAAAAAAUCCAGAAUUAAAAAAGGAAUAUGAUGAAGAAAUAGAACAAAAUGAUAUUGAUACAUAAGUUACAAUAUUUGAAUCUUUAUAAUUACAAAACUUAGAAAAAAAUAUAGAUGAUGGAACACUAUUAUACAGAUGUCGAUGUGGUGGAAAUAUACUUUGUGUCGACAUCAGAAAUCAUCAAUAUUUCUUCACCAAAACCUAUACUGUAUUCUUGUGAUGAUUGUUCAUUAUUUAUUGAAUUAAAUUUACCUGAAUAUAUUACAUUUUCUUAACAAUAAAUAUUAUUUAUUUUAUUA
This is a messenger RNA of Daktulosphaira vitifoliae (grape phylloxera), 1154 nucleotides long. RefSeq names its product alkylated DNA repair protein alkB homolog 8-like. The record is from RefSeq and is a predicted model, not a curated record. Bases 194 to 724 code for a protein of 176 amino acids. Lineage: Eukaryota; Metazoa; Arthropoda; Insecta; Hemiptera; Phylloxeridae. The transcript is spliced from 5 exons. Gene Ontology annotation, biological process: oxidative demethylation. Gene Ontology annotation, molecular function: demethylase activity; oxidoreductase activity.